AUGGUGGACUGUAUGUAUGAGAAAGUUUACACAGAGGGACAGCUGGUCAUUCAGGAGGGGGAAGCUGGAAACUAUCUCUACGUUCUGGAAGAGGGGUUGCUGGAGGUCAUCCAAAAUGGAAAGCUGCUGGGAGAGAUGCACCCUGGAACAGCAUUUGGAGAACUGGCCAUACUGUACAACUGUAAGAGAACAGCCACUGUGAAAGCUGUGUCCCAGUCUCACAUCUGGGCUCUGGAUCGCCAAACCUUCCAGACCAUCAUGGUGCAGACUACACAGGCCAGACAUGAGGAGUACUUCAGCUUUCUGCGCAGUGUGUCUCUGCUCCGAGAACUUCCUGAGGAAAAACUGGCCAAAAUUGUUGAUUGUCUGGAGGUGGAUUUUUUUGAAAAAGGGGAGUACAUUAUUCGAGAGGGUGAAGAAGGGAACACUUUCUUUAUCAUUGCAAAAGGAGAGGUCAUCGUUACACAGAGUACAGAGGGAUUUUCUGAACCUCAGGAAAUCAAGACGUUAGGAGUCGGCGACUACUUUGGAGAGAAAGCUCUCAUCAGUGAGGAUGUUCGCUCCGCCAACAUCAUCUGCAGCCAGAACGACACGCAUUGCCUGGUGGUGGACAGAGAUAAUUUCAACCAAAUGGUGGGAACUUAUGAGGAGCUUCAAGCUUACCUCAAGAAAUAUGUGGAAGAGCUCUCCAGGAAUGAUGAGAAAAGAAACGCCCUACCCCACUUGUCUCAGACUGAUUCUACAGAGUCUCAGGAGAUGAGAAGGAUGAGGGAAAGGAUCGCUCUGCUUCCUGCACAUCAGCCUUUCCAGGACCUGGAAGUCAUAGCAACACUGGGCAUGGGAGGAUUUGGACGAGUAGAACUUGUGAAGCUGAAGGAUGAAAACACCACAUUUGCUCUGAAAUGUAUCAAAAAGAAACACAUUGUGGACACCAGACAACAGGAACACAUCUACUCUGAGAAGAACAUUCUUCAGCAAACAAACUCAGCCUUCAUCAUCAGGUUAUUCCGGACUUUUCGAGACAACAAGUUUGUUUACAUGCUGCUAGAGGUUUGUCUGGGUGGAGAGCUGUGGUCUGUGCUGCGGGACAUGAGUUACUUUGAUGAGCCCACAGCCAGGUUCUGUACUGGUUGUGUCUUGGAGGCCUUUGACUAUCUCCACAUGAUGGGCAUAGUCUACAGAGACCUGAAGCCUGAAAACCUUCUACUGGAUGCUGAGGGUUAUGUCAAAAUGGCAGACUUUGGCUUUGCUAAAAAGAUCGGUAUUGGAAAAAAGACCUGGACGUUCUGUGGGACACCGGAGUAUGUGGCCCCAGAGGUCAUCAUGAACAAGGGCCAUGAUUUUGGGGCAGAUUGUUGGUCUUUGGGAAUCCUCAUAUUUGAACUUCUCACUGGCAACCCACCCUUCUUUGGGUCAGACCCCAUAAAGAUUUACACCAUGGUCCUCCAUGGCAUUGAGAAGGUGGAUUUUCCAAAGAGAAUAGGCAAACGUCCAGACGACCUCAUCAGGAGACUCUGCAGGCUGAACCCAGUGGAAAGGCUGGGAAACAAAAAGAAUGGCAUUGUGGACAUCAAGAAACACAAAUGGUUCCAGGGUUUCAACUGGGAGGGUUUGAGAUGUCGCCAGCUGCUGUCUCCACUAAGAAGACAGGACUGUGUGCUGUCACUGCUAAGGGCUGAACAAUAAACUGUGUUUUGGGCCAAUUUCACUACUGCUGUAAGGAACUGGCCACGGUCAGGUAUAGACUCAUUUCCCUACCAAACAUGCCUGAAGAGACUGACAACAAAUCAGCUG
Messenger RNA from Melanotaenia boesemani (Boeseman's rainbowfish), 1794 nucleotides. Its product is annotated as cGMP-dependent protein kinase 2. The record is from RefSeq and is a predicted model, not a curated record. Bases 1 to 1686 code for a protein of 561 amino acids. Lineage: Eukaryota; Metazoa; Chordata; Actinopteri; Atheriniformes; Melanotaeniidae. The transcript has 17 exons. Gene Ontology annotation, biological process: protein phosphorylation. Gene Ontology annotation, molecular function: cGMP-dependent protein kinase activity; ATP binding.